CUCCAGUCUUCAGUCUUUAGCCAUCUUUCUCUCUCUCUUUUUUGGCUAGUGCAAAAUACUCGUUUCCAUUGCCAACUUGAUCAUAUUCCAUAGAUCACUACUAAAAGAAACUUAGAUAUUUCUCAAAUUUCCAAUAAAUCUAUCCCUCUAAAACUUAUGGAAUUUGGUCAACGAAUAGCCUUCACCAUUUUCUUGGUGACUUUUCUAGGAUUUUUUCUCUCCAUAUCUCAAUCUUACACCUUCUAUGUUGGUGGCAGGGAUGGUUGGUUCUUAAAACCCAAAGAAGAUUACAAUCAGUGGGCUGGAAGAAAUCGAUUUCAGAUUAAUGACACCCUCAUUUUUAGAUACAAGAAAGGCUAUGAUGAUGUUCUGGAAGUAGAUAAAGAUGAUUACUACAACUGUAACAAGGAAAACCCCUUUUUAGCUCUCAAAGAUGGGGAAUCAGUGUUCAAGUUUAACAGGUCCGGUCCAUUCUUUUUCAUUAGUGGUUAUGCAGAUAAUUGCCAGAAGGGUCAGAGGCUUAUCAUUGUCGUUUUGCAUCCAAGAGGUAAUCCUACCAAUGCUCCAUCACCAGUUGCGGCCAAUCCUCCCUCUCCUUCUCCUUCUCAUUCUCCCUCUUGA
Molecule: messenger RNA, 621 nt
Organism: Coffea arabica (coffee)
Lineage: Eukaryota; Viridiplantae; Streptophyta; Magnoliopsida; Gentianales; Rubiaceae
Source: RefSeq, a predicted model, not a curated record